This is a messenger RNA of Homalodisca vitripennis (glassy-winged sharpshooter), 5272 nucleotides long. RefSeq lists its product as uncharacterized. NCBI's taxonomy places the organism in Eukaryota, Metazoa, Arthropoda, Insecta, Hemiptera, Cicadellidae. The record is from RefSeq and is a predicted model, not a curated record.
UCAAGGAGAAACUUUUCUGAACAGAUACAUCAUGUGACUUGGGCAAGACAAACAGUUGUGUGUACACAGCUGCCAUGUCGAACUGGAUCCUGUGGACAACCAACUGGCAACUCCUGUCCAGUGCAUCAGUCAGAACCCUCCCCCAGGAUACAGCACCAACAUCUGACCCAGCUACAGCCGAUACAGUACUCUCAGACAAUCAGUUACGAGCCAAGUCAACAACUGCAACAACACACCUUGUACCAGCCUAUGACUGUCACUACGCCACCCUUGCAUCAUUACCCUUCCUCCACUCCCUAUCUCAAUAAUCCUUCCCUUCCGUUGUUGGCCACCUCUCCAUCUUACCCUGCCCCUGUCUCCGCCUCCACCCCAGCUCCUGUCCUGGAUGAUCUCUCCGCUGUCGACCCAGGAGAAGACAACGCCUCCGAAGUCUGAACCCACUUACCCGGCAGAGGGCUUUGACUACUUCCUUGAGAUUCAGAACCUCCUCAUCUCAGAGCAAUAUCCUCCUGGUGUCUCUGAAAAUUACAAGAAAUGUUUGAAGAAAACGGUGCAUUUGUAUGUUUGCAGGUGCAUGAAUGGUAAAUUGUACCACAACAGAAAAAAACCGAAGGAAGUUAUCAUGAGGAAGGAUCAACAAGAGGAUAUGCUCUCUGAUAUCCAUGUUAAGAAUUCUUUUAAUAUUGAAAAUUGUUUGGCAGGAAUUCACCUGGGUGUGAAGAAAAUGUUUCAACAAACACACAUGAAGUACUUCUGGCGAGGAAUGUACACUGAUGUAGUGAGUUUUGUGAAGAAGUGUGAACAAAGUGCUCGGACCCCCACGGCUAGAGCCGGUGGGUGUGAGGCGGAGUGCGAGAAGGAUGGAGGAGGAACGGGAGGAGAGUGGAAGUGCAAAUGCAUGGGCCAUACAAGAAGACAUGCAACCGUAACGAGUACAUUCCUGACAAUGGCUGACCCAGACUCGCGGUGGUGCUGUGCCAAGGCUGUGCCUGCCAGCGGACACCCUAAACCCACCUUGGCAGAGUUUUGUGUUCAGCUCGUUCUGAGGUGUCAUCACAAGUUCCCAGAGUCUCCGUUCUCAGUUCUGUUCAGCCAUAACCCUCUGGCCUUCCUGACGCCCGAUGAUGACAAGGAGAACAUCGAUGGCAACAAACCCAGUUAUCACCUCCGCCAUAGGAAACCUUACACUGGAGUCAUUCAGUGCAGGCAGUGUAGCUGUGUGUUCACAUCGAAGAUUUCGUUCCGCAUCCACCAGCGGAAGCAUCUGGUCGAGGCUGGCCACAGGAAACAUUUACUGGCGAGGAAGAGAAUACCGAAACCGAAGAAUGUAAUGUUGAUUUUGCAGAUGUCAACAGUUUUAUCAACCCAGCCUGAGGUGCAGGUAGCAGACAGCUGGAAGGAGAGAGAGAGCACAGUCUCAGCUGUGAAGGCGUUGCUGAUGGCUACGAAGGAGGAACGCCGCCGACGCGGCAAGUACCACAAGUAUACUGCAGAGCUGCAGGAACAGAUGGCAGCAUAUGCGGUCACCCACGGUAACCCCCAGGCAGUGCGCUACUUCUCGGAACGGCUGGGGACCAUGGUGAGUGAGAGCACUAUCCGCAACCUGGUCAAGGUGCACAACGCGUUCACACCUGCCAUGAAGGAGGAGAUUGGUCGGUUUGCGGCAAACUACAGUGUGGAGUCUGCGGCCAAAUCCUUCUCAGAGUGGCUCAAGCGUGACGUCUCUCAGGCACUGGUUCGGAAGUUCAAGACAAUGUACCUGAACAAGAGGUCAGAUGGUGCAAAGCAACAGAAGGAACGACAGUUGAAAGUGAAUCAGGCAAAGAGGAACGAUUUCAAACAGAAUAGUGAUGCAAAAUUUUCGGCUGGUAAUACCACAGUGUGCUACCAGACCACUGCCUCAUCUUCGGUCAUCACUUCUCAGAGCAAUGGUUCUUUUAACUACCACACGAUGCAGAACUUCCCCACACCAGUGCCUAUGUCUCAGUCUGCCCCUCCACCUUAUCCAAUGGCUCUGUUGAAGAUGUCCGCGGAGAAAACUGCCAUAAGUAACAUCCCCCUUUCACAUCAAAGUCAGCAAACCCAAACGUGCCUUAUUCCACAGCAUUCACUGUUGUUGACUCAGGACAGAAGUAACCCUCUUCUAUCACACUUUAUGGCGACUUCACAGCCUCUGCAACAAACAUUACUGACUAUAAUUCCCGAAAAAGAAUCCCAAAAAGUUGAUGAGAGUCAAGAAAUGAUUAGUAGACAUAGUUUACAAGAAGGUUUCAACACUGGUGAGUACACUCAGGAGAGUAUUCCGAUGGUGACAGAACUACUCACUGAACAUGAAAAAGAGCAAGAAAUGUUAAGCAAAUUAAGCUCGAAAAACUCAGAAUCGAGUGAAGCGGAGGAAACAGUAUUAACUAAGAAACCGGCAGUAAAAAAACAGGUUAAGAAAAAAGAGAAGUGCUCAAAAAAGCGUGGUACCUACACUGCUUACAGCCCAGAAAUAAGAGCCGAGAUCGGAAAGUAUGCUGCUGAGCAUGGUAGUAUCAAGGCCUGUCAACAUUUUGCAAAAAUCUUGGGUCACGAUGUUCCGGAGAGUACAGCCAGAGGCCUGAAAGAAAAGUAUUUAAUGAAAAAGAAACAUUGUCAGGUAACAAGUUUAGGAUACUCACAGAGAGGUCGGCCAUUGCGGCUUGGAAAGUAUGAUGAAAUCGUACAAGAGUGUCUUAAAGAACUUGUUCGUUCAGGCGAGAAAGUUUCCUCGUUUUUAGCCAUAACGACAGCCAAACAAAUUCUUAAUAAAUACGAACCUGCUUUAUUAGAAGAGAAUGGAGGUUCAUUGAAACUCAACACAACUUGGGCAAAAUCAUUCCUGAAGAGAAUUGGUGUCCAUAACAACUCAUAACAUAAACAUUUUAGAAUUACUCUUAAGGCAUGACUGAUAUUUUUAAUUUAAAUUGUAAGAGGUCUUUUUUAUGAGCUUAGCUCGGCUUAGGUCUUCCAGUAAGUUUAACGUUAGGAUUAAUGUAGCUAUGAUGGAAAGGGUUGAUUCAACGUGAAUGUUGUGUUUAACUUGUGAUAAAAAGCAGUACAUGCAGUUUUUUUUGGGGCAGUUAUAAUAAAUUAUUGUGCUGGCGAUGGGCCCUUGACUCUUAUUAUAAUUUGGGUAUCGUAUUCUGGAACCUAAAACGGGGCUCAGUUUUGAGCCCGUUCGCAAUUCCCCAGAGAUCUGAGGAUUAGGCCUUGUAUGCUCCAGCCAGCUUUGAUUAUUUAAAUUAUAUUCAAAAAAUUAAAAAUAAAUCAAUUAAUAAACUAUUGUAUUGAACUUUCCCAUGACCGAUUGGUUACAACAAUACCACCUAGCCGCCUGUCCAUCCCCCAGACUCCAAAUUCCCCUAAAUAAAAAAAAAAAAGUUUAUCUCACAAUUGUUAGCUGCUACGAGAAAAUAUAUUUAAAAUAUUGGGUAUAACUAUAUCUAAAAUAUAUAAGUUAUUGAGAAGGGCACUGGGUUCAUCUCCUUCCACCAUAUUCAACACAAUUGUUCCCUGUCAUGUCGGAACUCGGUACACUACAGGAAAGGAUGCAGGGAGGAGAAGGCUUAUCUGCAGUACAGACUGCUGACUUUUCACUCUCCUACGCAGAGAGCACUGAUUCUUUUGUGCAGGGAUUUUAAAAGUCAGGGCUGACCCGGUACAAAACAUGACUCCUGGAAUCUGGAGUCAUGUUUCUCUUUGAAGAGUUACAAAAAUUGUUGGUGACGAAGAAUCUCUAAACGAACUCUUAUAUCGUUUCGACAUCAGAGACACUUGGACUACAAAAUAUAAAAAGUAUAAUAUAGUCCAGGUGAAUAGGUCUCCUAGAUUACACUUUAUUUUGUGGUCUAGGUGUCUCUGAUGUUGUGAAGAGUUUGUUUUGAGAUUCUUCUUCAUCAACUAUAUUUGGAUCAUCUUCAGAUGAACAUGACUCCAGAUUCCAGGAGUUAAGUCUUUGACAGCAUCAGAUUCCAGAUACUGCUCUACGAGGAAGGUGGACUGGAGCUAAACACAACAUUCACAUUAAGAUUAAUGUUAUAUUGUACUUAAUAUGCUUUGGAUUGGUUUGUGAUGAAAUUAUUAUCUAGAGUUUUGUCCAUGAUAUCAGGUGACUGGCAUGAAUUAUGGGUUAGAAAGCUCAAAACAAAUUAGGUCAGUAGAACAAUUUCUGAAUUGUACCCAUUUUAGAGCAUGAAAUUGUUUACUUUCUUCUGAAUCACUGAUUUUUUGGUUAAGUUUUAGAGUUAAAAGUACAUCACUGGAUUCAGAAUAGAGUGUUAAUCAAAAACUUUGUGUUAGUACAAAAAUGCAUAAAUGUAGUUUUAAGUGUAAACAUUGAGAAAGUAAAUUUAAUUCUUGAACAUUUUGUAUUGUAAUUUUCAGUAAGAAAAUAAGAUCUUUAUUAAAAGAUCAGGAAUUUUUUGUCUAUGGGAGAGUUAAAGAAAUGAUCCAAAACUAAUGUUUUUAAACCUUUUAUUUUGAUCUUUUUUUCAAGAAAAAGGAAGAAAAUUCUCUCUUAGUCUUAUUCUGCCUGUCCUCAUGAGUCACUGGUAUGUGUCAAGGUCCGUAUCAUAGAGAAUAAGGGUAAGGGGGGGGAUAUAGUAAAAAGUCAAAAAUACUGAUAAAAAGUGCCAUAGUCACAGACAGAAUCAAUCCUGCGCUAUUUCCAAGGUCUGAUACCUUAGACUGUACGACCACAAAAUUUCUCACAUCUGUUUCAUGAACUAGGAAAUACUGUAAACUGCAUUUGAAGCAUAAUAGCAAAUAUUUCUAACGUUGAAAGGGAUGAAUGUAAAUUUUUGGGCACUUCGACUAGGCAAUAAUGUUUGUACAUUCAGUGUUACAACAUAUUUCUGGAGUGUUGACCUUAGUCCACUUUUCUUGCUCCAAAUCAACAGGGCAACCGUAUGCAUAAAUAAAUUUUAUUGCCAUCUGCCUGAUUUUGUGGCCGAGACUGUAAAAACAAUUAAACCCAAUCCAAGUAUUGAAGUUUUGAUUUCUAUUUGGAUAUGAAAUGAAGAUUUAUGUUAUUAAAAGUUUAUUUGUAAUUUUAUUCUACUGUUAUUACAUAUAAAGCUAUUGUGAUAGCCAGAUUACAGUUUUACAUACUUACAGUUUCGGUGGGAACAAAUCUAUUUAAUAAACCAAUUCAGCAAAGUAUUGAAGAACAUGACAGCACGUAACAAAAGAGUUAUCACACAGAUGGACAGACAUAUGAACUGACUGAGGUUUUACCUUUUGAUUCAAA